Messenger RNA from Homarus americanus (American lobster), 722 nucleotides. RefSeq lists its product as uncharacterized. Gene Ontology annotation, cellular component: membrane. The record is from RefSeq and is a predicted model, not a curated record. The transcript has 3 exons. Lineage: Eukaryota; Metazoa; Arthropoda; Malacostraca; Decapoda; Nephropidae. The coding region runs from base 7 to 702 and encodes 231 amino acids. Gene Ontology annotation, molecular function: ligand-gated monoatomic ion channel activity.
GUCUGGAUGUCGUUCUUAGUGUGUACGUCAUUUAUGGGUGUCAUCCUGUGGCUGCUGCAGAAGGCGUGGUCGUGGGUGUCAGGUGAGCUCGGUGUCAGCCUGGUGCCCACAGUCUUCCAUACCUGGGGGAUUAUGCUGUUAGCGCCUAUCCCUACACUGCCUACUAACAGCACUGGCCGGGUGUUGAUAGGGUGGUGGCUCCUGGUGUGUGUGAUCGUCACCACAGGCUACCGCUCCUCCCUCAUCGCCCACCUCUCCGUCCAGGGCAAGUACCCGCCCAUUAACACCUUCCAGGAUCUCCUCAACCGAGAUGGCUGGUCUUGGGGUUCUUAUAAAUUUGAGGGAGGUAAUUUCCUCUACUUCAACGGAAGUACUGAUCCUGAUGUUCUAGAAAUAAAUAGAAAUAUGGAGGUUUUUGAGACGGAAAAUUGGCUGGAGCAUACACUGGCUGGCGAGUUCUCCUUCAUUUACCUCAAGACGUGGAUCCAGAUUUUUGUGGCUAGGCACUACACCGACAAGUACGGUAAUACACCUUACCAAUAUGGCACCACCGAAUAUCCCAUUUUUGGAGGCAACGUCUGGGGUUUCAGGCAAGUAAAUUGUGACAAAAUUUCCCUUUUUCAAUUAAUACUUUCUGAGGCAAUUCAUGAUGAAAUUACAGUUCAAGUAUGUAUUAUUCCAUAUAAAUAUUUCUUUAUUUGAAGAGCUAAAGUGUAUAAAGA